Molecule: messenger RNA, 339 nt
Organism: Fusarium graminearum PH-1
Lineage: Eukaryota; Fungi; Ascomycota; Sordariomycetes; Hypocreales; Nectriaceae
Exons: 1
Coding region: 1-339 (112 amino acids)
Source: RefSeq, a predicted model, not a curated record
AUGAAUCACCCACGACGUAUUGAGCGAGUCUCUCGCGUGAUCAAGGGGUCACGUACAUCCUCUUCUCCCGUCAACGACCAAAGGUUACAACUAACCAAGCCGCUGACAUUCACGCAUUAUAGCCAAGCCAAGCCACAGUCAGCACAAGUCGAAAAUGCGUAUCCGCAAAGGGUCGAAUACGUUUACCUCUACACAGUCGAGAUGAAACGAGAGGUUGCUAGUAUAGCUGCCGAGACACAAGCCAUCAAAACAGAUUACAGAUUUAGGGUUGCUCGAUUGCAGCGUGACAUCGCACAGAUGCAGCGUCGACUAGACCAGAUGGAGCGUUCAAAAACAUAG